Messenger RNA from Poecilia reticulata (guppy), 1372 nucleotides. RefSeq names its product cilia and flagella associated protein 300 (gene cfap300). Lineage: Eukaryota; Metazoa; Chordata; Actinopteri; Cyprinodontiformes; Poeciliidae. The record is from RefSeq and is a predicted model, not a curated record.
AGUCCCUAAAAGUUAAACGAGAAAAAGCGCAAAUUGGAAUUAUCCUUCCAAUAAAUAAACGUAGUGGCACCGAGUAAGCUUAUGAUUAAGUCUACUACCUGUUAGCUAAAACAGCCCUAAAGUGUAUACUGUUUUUAUACAUUUCUAGGCGAAACUCAGAAUGGCAGGAGGCGAAAGCGCGUUUGAGCAGACUUACUCUUUCAGUCCUCUUCCUGCUAAGAGCUUCUCUUUCCAGGAGGACAAGAACACCUUGACGCUCUUGAUGAAAUGGUCUAUGCUGGGGAGGCUUUCAGCUCAGACGUACAGCUUUGACAGCAACUUCCAUCCUUACAGCUGUGAAACGUUUGCUUUGUGUUUCUUCAAAGACCCUCAGGUGAUUGCCAGUCUAAGAAAUAUGGAGGCCGGACUCUGCAUGCCUCUUGAGAGGCCAGUAGAGUCUGUCAGCACAAAUCUUGUGCCCUGUACUAAGAUCUCCAUGGAGUUGUUUGAUCCAGUCUACUCUUGCGGCAUCCUGAGGCCCUCUGGUCAUGUAGUUAAAUGCUUUCAUGAUGUCUACCCUGACUACGAUGAACUUCGACAGAUGUUACAGGAAGAGGAUUCUGAGCACUACUAUGUUGUUGGGAGGAUGGAGAGGGAGGAGUUUUUGUUCCGCCUUUUCAAGCACCUGUGUCUUGGCGGAGAACUCUGUCAGUAUGAAGACACCAUUGACCCCUACAUCAGCACCACAAAGAAAAUAUACAAAGACCUGAUAAGUGUGCAAAAGAACCCAGAAACAAAGAAGAUCAGUGUGGUGUCCACCGUGCUCAAAGUCUGUGCCUAUGAUGAGUCUGGCCAGUGUUUUCCUGGAACACGGGAGGAGGAGCAGACCUUUGCCUAUUUAAUUGUGGAUCCUGUCAAACGAAAUGUGACUUUGCUCUAUCACAUCUACGGCGUGGGAAAAAUGACGUUGUAAGAGCUGGAAAAUGAAGACGAAUCUGAAAUUUUGACCAGCUACAGAAUUGUUGCUUGGUCCAAAAACACUGUAUCUACAUCUUCGAUUUCUGUUUUUGGUAAUUUUACUAUAUACUAUUAAGUGUCUUGAAAAAGUAUGAAAACCCUUUCAGUGCCUUAACUGGAAUUGUGAAAAAUAGCUGUAGGUCAUAUGUUUUAUUUAGAUUGAGUUGAGCAAUUAAAAUAGAUAAAAAUAUGAAAUAAUUUUCCUCAUAAUAAUUUGUUAGAAAAUCCAAUAAAAUGUAUAUUUAUUAACAUCCACAUGUUAUCACUUACCUGUUAUGUGAGAAUAUGUAGAAAACUCUGCAAGGUACAGAAGCAACUCACUGUAAAACUUUCAAAAGUAGUUUGUUGUUGUGUAUUAAACCAUAGUUGAAUGUGU